AACAUGGCUGACCGCUAGCACGCUUUUGCAUCCAGCAAGGUGUUUGACAGGCCCUGUCAUGUUAUGUAAUGUUACCUAAUGGAAAUUACGGGUCAUGGAACUGUACUGAGUUUAUUGCGGACAUGGGUUAAAGAGAGAAGAUGAUUCCAUAGGAUAAAGUACACCAGCCAUUUAUGAAAAAUGAUGUGAAAAAACAGUGAAACAGCAAACCAACCAGAUUACCAAUAUGUCUGUUUCCGUGGAGCCCCCCCAGGACAAGGAUCCACCAGGGUCAGUGACUGAAUGUGUAACCAGCGACCGUGACCAGUACGAUCCUACUACACUGGCCAGCAUGUUGAAACUGACCUCCAGACUGGAUGCCAGCAACAAUUCAAUCAAUGAAGCUGACGAGGUCGAUGACCAAUCGAUUCUGGAUUUUGUUGAUGACCUGUCAAUGGGGAAGUAUGACGCUGAUGAAGACAGCGAUUAUGAUAUUGACACAGGAAUGGACCGACAUGCGGAUGUUGAUGAGGUGUUUGAAGAAAUAAAGGAGACUAUUUCGAGGAAUUUAGAAAGAAAAAACUCUGCUGUGUCUAACCUGAGUUUGUCAUCUUCAAGUAGCGAGGGUCAAGUUGUGAAAAUAUCCGACAACUUUACCUCCAUUCCGUAUGGAAUACAGCCGAGAGCUACGUAUGAACAUGGGAAGAAAAGCUCUGAUAUUAUGGGAGUGUCGUACAACGGGAGGAUGAGGCAGUUCAUCAUUCUGGAUGCUAAAGGGGUGAUCACCUGGAAGAGGGAUGCUGUGGACACCAGAGUGACUCAAGCCUUGACCUAUCCGACGUACGAGUACCGACUCAUAACACACCUGGUGUAUGCAAGGAAACACAACUGCUACUUUGCACUGGCAAAAGAUUUUAGUUUAAAGGUGAUGAACCGAGACUUUGUGGAGACGUGUUCUGUGAGUGCAGACCUGAGUUCUGUGUUGUUUAUGUUGUUCAACCCUGUCCGAGAUGAGCUGAUCACCGGAGGAGUUGGAGGAACAAAAGUGUGGCAUUUCCAUCAAGUGGCAGCCAAGGCAUUUAUGGAGCUCAAACCGCUGGCAAAUUUUAGGCUGACCCUCAGGUACGAGCUGCCUAAUGUUGGAGGGAGCUGGGUGAAGCGUGUGGACAUUGACUACAACCUGGACCACCUGUACUGCUGCUCCGACACAGAUCUACACGCGUAUGACAUGCAGGGGAAGCCACUCUUCAAGUUCUCCAAAGCCCAUGCCAUGUCUAUAACAGGCUGUCAGUAUUCUGUAGCUUCUAAAGUCUUGGUAACUGCAUCUGUGGAUUCUGAGGUGAAGGUGUGGAGCUUGAGAGGUGGUCUGGUACACACUUUCCGUGGUCACUCUCGAGCGGUCACUCACCUCCUGAUUCACCCCGACACUUCCACCAUAGCCAUCACGUCCUCCCUGGACGGCACAGUCAGAAUGUGGUCACUCGACACAAUGGACGCUCUCUAUAGCUUGGUUGUGUCCUCUGAUGGAGUUCUGUGGAUGGGACUGACUGAUGACAACCUCCUCUACAUCAGCACAGCUCGCAACAUCAGCAUCUGGUCUCUCAACUACUUCUACCAGUUCUGGAGUCUGGCCAGAAACGAACUGUCCAAUUUGAGUCUGGUGGGCUGCAAGGGGAAGACGACACGGAUCGUGGCUCUGGGAGAGGAUAGCAGUUUGCGGCUGUUUGCCCGCAGCAAUCAGAAGAACAUGUCAACGGUGCUGCCCCCUCCCAGCAUCUCCCCGCUGCAGAAGGUGCUCAGCGUGUGCUACAGUCGCGAGUUCAGCGUGGUCUUCAUGCUGAUCAACCCUCAGGAGAUAUGGGUCUACACAACACGAACUGACCCAGCUUGUCGUCGUACGCUGUGUGGAACAUCCAUGACAUCCAGUAUGUGUACAUCGUGAACAAACAGUCCAGA
This is a messenger RNA of Haliotis rubra (blacklip abalone), 1935 nucleotides long. RefSeq lists its product as uncharacterized. Gene Ontology annotation, molecular function: protein binding. Lineage: Eukaryota; Metazoa; Mollusca; Gastropoda; Lepetellida; Haliotidae. The record is from RefSeq and is a predicted model, not a curated record. The transcript has 12 exons. Bases 227 to 1921 code for a protein of 564 amino acids.